Molecule: messenger RNA, 4648 nt
Organism: Cinara cedri
Lineage: Eukaryota; Metazoa; Arthropoda; Insecta; Hemiptera; Aphididae
Source: the annotation of a GenBank genome assembly
GAAGGAGGUGGGAACAAAACCGGUUUUUAGAUCACGGUUUAAGUUCGGGUACACACGCAUAUUGUCGGAAAAAAUAUAUAUAUAUAUAUUAUUAACACAAUUUGUGGAAAUUGUAAUAGUGUUGGAAGUGUACGCUUUAAAUGGUAUAGCAUUAAUCUGUUCGGUUUCAGCAGACGACUACGAACGGUAUAUUUUACAAAAUUCACUAAUAUCAUAAUUUUAUAUUUGUUUCUACUAUAGUCAGUGAACAUGUUUAAUAUAUUCGCCAUGUUCGCUCUAAGCAGCUACUGGUCAUACCUGGCCGUAUUCGUGUCAAUUAAUUCGGCAAUAUUAUUCGCGUUUUACAACUAUUGCAGUUCAACACAUGGUUUCUGGAAAACUCUCAACGUACCAUACGUACGUCCGAUCCCUGUGUUCGGCAACUACUUCCGUGUGGCAUUCGGUAUGGAACAUCAUGUGGAUUUGUACAGGAGGAUUUACCAUCAGCUCGCAGGUCACAAAUACGGAGGUUUUUUUCAGAUGAGAACGCCGUACCUGAUGAUUCGUGACCCGGAACUCAUUAAGACGAUUCUAGUAAAAGAUUUUAUGAACUUUCCCGACCGUGGUAUAGAAACAGAUUUUUCGAUAAAUCCGUUGUCUCUUAACUUGUUUUUUAGUCGUUCCAAAGAUUGGAAAACCAUGAGAAACAAAUUGAGCCCGACAUUCACGUCUGGCAAACUUAAGUCAAUGUACGAUCAGAUAAGAAAUUGUAGCGAUCUAUUAAUACUUAAUUUACGCGAGACUUUAAAAGAAACUGACGAAAUUGACUUCAAGUCUACUUGUUUAAAAUAUUCCACUGACAUUAUGGGCACCUGUUUUUAUGGACUUAAAAUGGACUCUUUGGUCGAUGAAUCAUCGGAAUUCGUCAAAUACGGCAAGACUAUCUUUAAACCGUCACUUAGGGUAGUUUUUAGGGAAAUUUCUGUGAUGAUUAACCCUGUAUUUUUGAAAAUUUUGAGGAUUAGAGAUUUUCCAUCUGAGGCGUCAAAUUUUUUCUAUAAUACGUUCUGGAAUAUAAUGAAAUAUAGGGAGGAAAACAACAUCGUUAGGAAUGAUUUUGUUCAAAUCUUAAUGCAAGUGCGAAAAGAUUUAGUAUUAAACGAAAAUUUACUACCCGAAGGUAUACAUCAAUUUUGAAAAUAGUAAUAAUUUUAUUAAUUCGCUAAAGUAUUUAUUGAUUUUUUUAAAUUUUUAUUUUAGAAAAACUUACUGAUACUCAUAUCAUAUCAAAUGCUUUUGUUAUGUUUGCCGCUGGACUGGAAACAUUGUCUAGUUCUCUGAGUUUUUGUUUAUAUGAACUUUCGUUAAAAAAACAUAUACAAGAUAAAGCACGCGAAGAAAUUAAGUCCAUCAUGGCAAAGAAUAGCAGUGGAGAAAUACAUAACGAUUCGUUUACUGAGCUUACCUACUUAAAUAUGAUUAUAUCCGGUAAUUAUUAUUUUUUAUUAUUGUUUUUACUUUAAAUCAAGUUAAAACCGAUAUUUUCAAAUAUUAGAUUUUUCAAAAAAAUUAAGGAGUAAUUUUGAUUUUUUAAAUGGGUCUAUAUUAAAAAUUUCAUAAAUAGACGGAGUAUUACUUACAUAAAUUUCGGUGUUUAAAUUUUUCAUUCCCGUCAAUCCGUUAACAAGAUAUAUCACUUUUAAGUUUAGGUAGAGGGAGAAUAGUUAAGUAUUAUUUGUGUGACAGCACGGUGUCGAUUUAUCGUAAAACACUCAUUAUCUAGGAUAGUAUAAACUUUUUUCGGAAUUUGUUUUACAGAACAUUUAAGAAACAACCAUUUCUACACUUUACAUGUAAUCGCAUGUUAUAUUUUGUUACUCUUAUUUUUGAGAGUACAAUCACUACUUAAUUUUUAUUUUCUAAUGUCAAUCUAUAAUGAAAAUUCUAUAAAUAAAUGAAGUAUUAUUUAAAAUAAAUGUUGGUGUUAAAAUUAUGUAAAGUUAUACUCCGUCUAUUUUUUGGAAUUUUUAUUAAAGGUUCUCAUGGUUCUCAAGGUUCUCAAGGUUGGUAUCACCACUAGAUACAUUUUAAAAGUCGUGAAAAAAAUAAGUAUUCAAAAAUAUCGGCUCUAACUACAGUUAAAAAUUCCAAAUUAUAAUUUGAAUGUAUGCAAAAUUUAACGAAAAAAAUGGGUUGAGCACGCUUAGUGAACAACCCUGUACAUUUUUAAUUAUUUAAAAAUAAUAUUAAGAAAUACGUUUCGUACCACCAAUUUGAUAUUUUUGACCGGUAAUAAAAUAACCUAUGAGUUUUAUAGAUUUGAAGUGUAGCGAGAAAUGUAUUGGUUUUGUAAUAAUGUUUUAUUUUAUUUUCUCUUUCAUAUACAGUGUAUGCAGAGUCGUAUUUAUGUAGUGACUCGGGUGGGCGAUUGUCCGGGGCGCAACUUUUUAGGGCCGCCGAAAAAAUUGUUAAACAUUUUUUUAUUUUUUGUGUAGUAGUUUUCACAUUGUUUUUCAUAAUCAUUGUAUAUUUUAUCACGAUUUGUUUUACUUUUACAAUUAUAAAUAAAACAUAAAAGAGUAUAUCGAUAAUGAUAUCUGUCCGUUGCGAGAAUGCGGUUAUGUUAUAAAUUAUAAAUAAUACGUCGCAUCAGUAUUAAUACCAGUAGAUGGCCAAAAUAAUAUACAGUCAUGGAAAACAAUUUCCUUUUGCUUACGAAAAAGACAGGAUUAUUAUCAAUGAUAUUAUGUUUGUGUUAUUAAAAUCUAACUUUAUUUAAAAAAUAUUAUUACGGCCUUGUAGGAUUUACUAAUUUGUAUGUUACAGCAUAUAGUAAGUAUUAUCAUUUGUAAAAAUAAUAGAGUUAAACACACAGUCAGACAUUUUUUUUUUUUUUUACGAGUCAAUGUGGAGAAAAUGUGAAAGGGGCGCACGGAAUAAUUGUAAUCCGAAGGCAACAAAACACUACACACAGCCCUGAGUGUAUGAAAUAUCAUAGUCAAAUGUCAAGUGUAUGAAAAUAUUGCUUCAAUAAAAAAAUUACAAGAGAUCUUAGACGUGGUUAAAAUGGAAAACCGUGAAAAAACUUAGGAAUAAACGAACAAAUAUUUACGGCGUAACGUUUUUACAUUUUUGUAACACUUAUGUUUUCUACUAAAAAUCUUGCAUCAAUCAACAAAAGACCUUUUUUGUCUGAUUUGAGAGCUACAUGUUCAUGAAAAGAGUUGUUUUUUGUUUUUAUAGUAGUUUGAAAAAUGAAAACAGUUAAAUUUACUGCGACAGGAUUCCUUUUUAUUUUAAAUUCGUACGACUUAUAUUUUCUACCAGAAAUAUUGCUCCAAAAAUUACAGAACUGCUUGAAUAUUCCACGGAAAAUCGUAAUUUGUAAUAAAAAAAAAACUUUUUAAUGUAGUAUUUUUUUUGAUAAAAUUUUUGAACUCAAAUUUUGACAAAAAUCGUAAAUAUUACGGCCUUUUCAAACCGAAUUUCGUUCCGAAUUAUUUUUCGUUUUCAACGGUUUAUUAUUGCAUACAGAUAUAAAUGAAAUUCCUGUCUGUAUAUAGUACAAUCCCAAGUUUUUACCUUCAGCAGUGGCCCAUCUGUCGUGCAAAGGAUCUGUCUUUUCAAAAUUUGAUUUUCAACCAUCUAUAAAGGGGUUAGGGACUAAACUUUCCAUUUUAAAGUAUUAAAUGGUCGUUAAAUUAUUAUAUUAAGUGCAUUGUUUUUUUUUUUUUUUUUUUUUAUAUACCUAGUAUUUUUUUAUCUCUUAAAAAGGGAAUCUUCUCGCCUUUAGGCGAAGGGAUUUUUUCAUCCGUGGAUGUAUUUCUUUAAUAUAUAAUCUAUACGAACUAUAACUAAUAUAUUUUUUCGCACUUGAAUUUUAGACUGUAAAAGUUUAAAUACGAAAUUUGAAUUUAUUUUAUCUGUUUACUAUUUGAUGUUUCCCUUGGACUUUGUCGUUACAUAAAAAAAAGUAACAAACAAACAAAACCACAGAUAAUAUUAUACAAAAAUCCUAUACCUAUUGCGACUUAUUUAUACAAUGUAUAGGUAAUAGUUAUAUGGUAUACAUUUUGUUUUGUUUUUUUUCUUAAUACUUAUAUACUAACAAUUCGUUUUUUAGAAACAUUACGAAAGUACCCUGCAGCCCACGCAUUAUUUAGAGAAGCAUCACAAAUGUAUCAGAUACCUAAUAGUUCAUUGAUUAUUGCUAAAGGCCAAAAAUUAGUAAUUCCAACCUAUUCAAUGCAUUAUAAUGCACAGUAUUAUCCUGAUCCCGAAACGUUUGAUCCAGAAAGAUUUUCACAGGAAGAAAAGAUUAAGCGUCCCAGUGGUACAUAUUUUCCAUUUGGGGAUGGACCGCGGAUAUGUAUUGGUAAAAUGAAUAGAUAAUAGUUUAGAAUUUGCACAGUUAUUAAUUUGUUCGUUUUUAUAUUACGCAUGUAUUAUAGGUAAACGUUUUGCUGAAUUUGCGUUGAAAAUGGCUCUAAUAGAAAUAUUAUCAAACUACGAAGUGGAGCCGUGUGAGAAAACUAAAAUUCCUAUGCAAUUUGGUAAAGGGUCUUUAAUCAUUUUACCAGAGAAUGAAGUUUGGUUAAAAUUAAAUUUGAUUGCUGACAAUAACACGUCACUAGCUUAAUAUUGAAAUUGUAUUUAUUUACAUCUUUAU